AUGGCAUCAGAACAGACUUUAUCUGAGAGUUCCCCUUUGCUGACCUCUCGCAAUGCCACUGCACCUACCGGGGCUAAUGGCGUCUGCAUUCCCCAUGAUGGGUACUUGGAGUGCCCACAGCUUCAAGAUGUCGAAGGUCAGGCCAAAGAGCCCGUCGAAAAUACUCACAAUGAGCUAAAGUUUAUCAUUCCUGCUGUUUCUUUAGGUGGCAGCUCCCUGUUCACCACAAUAAAUUCUAUGGCUCACCUUCGAAAACAGGUUUUCCUGGCAGCAGCCGACAUAUCGAUCAUAAUGGCAAGUUACGGUCAGAUCGGGAGUGAUCUCAAGGCCCUCAACCUCACCAGCUGGAUUGCGACCUCAUACUUUUUAACAUUGACUUCAUUUCAACCUCUUUACGGAAAACUGAGCGAUAUUUUCGGUCGGAAGCCAUGUUUGUUGUUCGCAUAUACGAUUUUUGGAAUCGGCAAUUUGGGAUGUGGCCUUGCACGGAAUAUUAAUGAUUUGAUUGCGGCGCGUAUAUUCCAAGGUAUUGGAGGCGGCGGAAUGACGACUGUAGUCAAUAUCUUGAUGAAUGACAUUAUCCUCUUACGCGAUCGAGGUCUAUGGCAAGGGAUUAUCAAUAUCAUCUCGGCCACUGGGUCAGCUAUGGGCGCCCCGAUCGGUGGAAUUAUAGCUGACUAUGUAGACUGGCGCUGGGCGUUCUUGGCGCAAUUUCCGCUUUGUCUUAUUGCUUUUAUUGCUGUGAGCUCAAUGCUCAACAUUCCAGCUCAGGAUGAUUCAAACUGGAAACAAAAGUUGCAGCGUGUUGACUUUCUUGGAGCCACUGUGUUAGUUGGUGCUGUUCUGGGCUUACUUAUUGGCCUGGAUCGUGGCAGCAAUGUUUCAUGGUCAAUGCCACUCACUAUCAUUUCGUUGAGUGUUUCAGGCCUCCUGUUCGUUCUAUUCAUCCUUGUCGAGACUUAUCUCGCAGCUGAGCCUUUUGCGCCCGGUCACAUUAUAUUUAACCGCAAUUGCUUCUCCCUUUACUGCUGUAACUUCUUCAGUUUUGCGGGUUGGAUGGCUGUGAUAUUCUACACUCCGCUUUACUUCCAAGCAGUAGAUGGAGUUCCAGCUACUGUCGCUGGCGUACGCCUCCUGCCAAGUACUCUAUCUGGCGUGUCUGGCUCCCUUCUCGCUGGAUUUUUCAUGAAGAGAUUUGGAGUCUGCUACUGGUUGACGAUCUUCGGAUAUAGUUUCCUCGCCCUGGGCUGUUUGCUGGUCUAUUUCUCCUCCGGUGGUGUUAUGUCCAAUGACUCCGUGAACAUGAUUCUUGGAACAGUCAUGUCAGCAUUCGGAUGCGGUAUUGGUGUUGUUACUACAUUCAUCGGAUUAAUUUCGAGUGCGAAUGUGGAUGAUCGAGCGGUAGUAACUGCUUGCUCAUACCUUUUCCGAUCCUUGGGUUCGAUAAUUGGACUUUCUUUCUCAUCAAGCAUUGUGCAACAUCUUUUGCGCAAUCGACUUCGAUCUGAUCUGCACGAUACUGGCAGUAGAAGUAUUGACGAAAUUGUCAAUGGCGUCCGAGAAAGUCUAGAAUACAUCAAGCAACUGGAGCCCGAUACUGCUGGAAUCGUUCGGAAUUGCUAUGGUUGGGCAACCAGUAAAGGCUUUGGCUUUUUAACCAUAGUCGUAUUCUUCGCCUUGAUCAGUGCCUUCUUUAUGCGCGAAGCCAAGCUCGCCUGA
This is a messenger RNA of Penicillium malachiteum, 1719 nucleotides long. RefSeq names its product MDR family MFS transporter. Bases 1 to 1719 code for a protein of 572 amino acids. Gene Ontology annotation, molecular function: basic amino acid transmembrane transporter activity. The record is from RefSeq and is a predicted model, not a curated record. Gene Ontology annotation, cellular component: fungal-type vacuole membrane. Gene Ontology annotation, biological process: transmembrane transport; basic amino acid transport. The transcript is spliced from 5 exons. Lineage: Eukaryota; Fungi; Ascomycota; Eurotiomycetes; Eurotiales; Aspergillaceae.